AAGUGAUCCUAAGACACUAACACGAGUGACCUCGUCCAUAGGAUGCAAGGCAGCCAUCAUAAUGCUGUGUGUUGCUCAACACGUGUAUGCUGUGGAAACAUGCAGUGCAUAUCUACACCCACAAUGCGUAUUGUGCAUGUUGGGAACGUGGGAGGGGUACGCCAAACUGGGUAUCGAAUAUGCCGCCCGUGCUAGUCGGAUGGGUGUCUUAUAGACGGGCGGUCGAUUACCAGUUGGCUUCCAAGAGACCCCAACAAUCACAAUGGAACGACCAAGGUUCAGAAGAUCAAGACGAAUGAGAAAUGCCGAAGACCAACCACGGCGAACCGCUGUCCCACCGCGAGCACGGCCUACCCCAACUCACCCCAAAGAGACAAACGUAAUACGAUUACCUGAAGGAAGUGGUCUGGGGAGAUUUACGCUGGAUGUUGGAGGACCUCUUGAUGCAGUGACGAGUGUCUGUUGGUCGAGAAGUGGAGAACAAAUGUUCUCAGGUUCUCGAGAUGGAACGAUCCGGGUUUGGUCGUCAGGGACCGGAGCCCAAGUCGCUCUCCUCCAGGGACACACGAACACAGUUCACGCCAUCGCAAUAUCUUUUGAUGGUCGCUUCAUUGCGAGCGCAUCCUCUGAUUGUACUGUUCGCCUAUGGAGCGUGCGUACCUAUGAAGCAGUCAGCCCGCCCUUCGAGCAUGCCGACGAACUCUAUUGCGUCACAUUCUCCCCUGACCGUAAGCGAGUCGCAUGUGGUGGGAAAGACACCAAGGUGUAUCUGUGGGAUAUCGAGCCAUACACUAAGCCAGACGCUAGUAUAAUGGAUAGCUGUGAACCAGCUCCGGAAUUACCGUUGGCUCCCUCAGACGAAGAUAUUCUUAAUGAGCUCUUGAUACAGGAGGUCGCUGGCUUCCUUCCCCCGCUGGCGCUUCAGAAUGGAGUUCCACCUGAUCUGAAUGUUCCCUCAGCAUUUACUGAGAAUUGGCCCAGCAACGAGAUCAACAAUGCUCUCGAAGAUGCAUCAAAGGACUCGAACCAGCCCAAGGAGUCUAUUGAAAUCCUUCCUAGUCCAGUACCUUCCUCAUCCUCAUCCAAGCAUCGCUUCUUGGAUAGACUACCACUCUUUCGUCGUCGAAACGAUGUCGAUAAUUGUAGUGCCGCAAAUUCGGUCCUGGCGAAAGGAUGAUGAUAUCUGAAUUCCUGACAUAUCCCAUAGAGAUUGUGACCCGCAGACAGACCAAGUUUUAUUGACAGUAACAGUAUCGUUCGACUCCAAGCUCUGUAUCAAUGGCGAUCUUGUAUCAGUUCAACUGGUUACUUUACCUACCAUUGUUGCCCCUCGAGGAAUGAUUAUCACGAUGUUUAGUCUAUUUCCACUUCGUUUUGCGUAUAUUUCCCUCAAGGAAGAACAGCGUGUUUUGUUCUCAAAUUUGCGUCGCUGUCACUGUGCCAUACAAUUGCAUAAUACUCUUGACAUUUUUUUUCGCAGUUGCAUAUUGAGUGUUGCCGAACACAGUUAACAACA
Suillus discolor is the source of this 1516-nucleotide messenger RNA. RefSeq names its product WD40-repeat-containing domain protein. Lineage: Eukaryota; Fungi; Basidiomycota; Agaricomycetes; Boletales; Suillaceae. The transcript is spliced from 6 exons. The coding region runs from base 263 to 1177 and encodes 304 amino acids. Gene Ontology annotation, molecular function: protein binding. The record is from RefSeq and is a predicted model, not a curated record.